This is a messenger RNA of Mauremys reevesii (Reeves's turtle), 1938 nucleotides long. RefSeq names its product nuclear receptor subfamily 5 group A member 1 (gene NR5A1). The record is from RefSeq and is a predicted model, not a curated record. Gene Ontology annotation, biological process: regulation of transcription by RNA polymerase II; tissue development; hormone-mediated signaling pathway. Bases 223 to 1623 code for a protein of 466 amino acids. The transcript is spliced from 7 exons. Lineage: Eukaryota; Metazoa; Chordata; Testudines; Geoemydidae. Gene Ontology annotation, cellular component: RNA polymerase II transcription regulator complex. Gene Ontology annotation, molecular function: nuclear receptor activity; RNA polymerase II cis-regulatory region sequence-specific DNA binding; zinc ion binding.
GGGCAUCCCGCACAAGACAGUGUGUGCGUCUGCAUGUUUAAAUACCCACGCAACAGAGAGGGGGCCUGUAAAUCAGCCCCAUCCCCGGCCGCUGGGACAGUCCAGCUGAACAAUUAAAGCCGAGGCUCGGUGGUCUGGACUUUCACUUUGGAGGGGCUAACGAGAGCGCCGACUCGCCCAGCCUGCCCAGCAGAGAGCUGCCUUCUGAGCGGCCCGGAGGCGAUGGACUAUACCUACGAUGAGGACCUGGACGAGCUGUGUCCUGUCUGCGGGGACAAGGUCUCCGGGUACCACUACGGGCUGCUCACCUGUGAGAGCUGCAAGGGCUUUUUCAAGCGGACCGUGCAGAAUAACAAGCACUACACCUGCACCGAAAGCCAGAACUGCAAAAUCGACAAAACCCAGAGGAAGAGAUGUCCGUACUGUCGCUUUCAGAAGUGCUUGACGGUGGGAAUGAGACUAGAAGCUGUGCGUGCGGACCGGAUGCGAGGAGGAAGAAAUAAAUUCGGCCCCAUGUACAAGCGGGAUCGUGCCUUAAAACAGCAGAAGAAAGCUCUGAUACGCGCCAACGGCUUUAAGCUGGAGACUGUGCCUCAGAUCGUGUCGCCAGUGCAAACUGACUACAACCUGUCCUCCACCAUCCACGGCAUCCACUCAGUGUCCAAGAGCCUGCCUCCCAACCCGGCCACUAUGACGCCAGUCGACUAUGACAGAAGUCCGUACGGGACGCCGUCCUUGGGAAUGACUGUGCCUAGCCACGGGGCGCUGUCCAGCUACCAUUACCCCUCCUUUCCCAACCGCACCAUCAAGUCAGAGUACCCCGACCACUACACAAAUUCCCACGAGUCCGUGGCCAGCUACAUGUAUCCAGAUGCCUAUCCCAACAGCGCCCCACCCGACAUCCCUGAGGUCAUUCUCAAGCUGCUGCAGCUGGAGCCCGACGAGCCCCAGGUCAAGGCACGGAUACUGGCUUGUCUGCAACAGGAGCAGGGCAAAGGGCGGCAUGAGAAACUCAGCACCUUUGGCCUCAUGUGCAAGAUGGCAGACCAGACCCUCUUCUCCAUUGUGGAGUGGGCACGGAGCUGCAUCUUCUUUAAGGAGCUGGAGGUAGGUGAUCAGAUGAAACUGCUGCAGAACUGCUGGAGUGAGCUGCUGGUGUUUGACCAUAUCUACAGGCAGGUGCAGCACGCGAAGGAGCACAGCAUGCUGCUUGUGACGGGCCAGGAGGUGGAGAUGGUGACAAUCGCAGCUCAAGCAGGGUCCAGCCUGAAUAACCUGGUCCUGAGGGCACAAGAACUGGUCCUACACUUGCAUUCGCUCCAGGUGGAUCGACAAGAGUUUGUGUGUUUGAAGUUCCUGAUACUCUUCAGUCUCGAUGUGAAAUAUUUGGAAAACCACAGCCUGGUGAAGGAUGCUCAGGAGAAAGCCAACACAGCUCUGCUGGAGUACACCAUCUGCCACUACCCUCACUCCGCGGACAAGUUUCGUCAGCUCCUGCUGCGGCUGGCUGAGAUCCGCUCCCUCAGCAUGCAGGCCGAGGAGUACCUCUACCACAAGCACCUGAGCGGGGAGGUGCCUUGCAACAACCUGCUCAUUGAAAUGCUGCACGCCAAGCGGACUUGAGUGUGGCUCGUCCCGACAAGAGACUCGUAACAGAGCUUCUCAGAGACGUUCCCUGCUGGGAGCGUGCAGGAGAGGCAGAAGGAAGCUGGGGGGGCUGGCCUAGCAGCACUGCUGUCCAUCGCCGCCUCGCCCGGUGAUUAUAUUUAACCAGUACUAUUGGAAGGUUUCAGAUGAUUUAUUUUAAUAUACAGUAACUAUGGUUUAACAGCGCUAAGACGCAUAUGUUCCAUUCUGGGUGGACUGCCCUUCCGGGAGCAUAGCCUGGCCUACACUUGGCUUUCCCUUUCUACAUAGCAUCUAUUUGGCUUAACACAA